AGGACUCCAGGACGCGCCCCCCGAGCCCGCGAUGGAGACGGCCGCCCUGCGCCUCCUGCAACUUUUCCUGAUGCUCCUCGGCGGUUCAUUUCAAGAGGCAAGCUGUUGCAAUGAAACUCUUAUGCUACAAAAGUUGCCUGAGUGUGGUAAAGUGUUUGAAGAAAUGAUGAAGAAAGUGGAUGCUAAAAAAUGGUGUAACCUGACAGAAUUUAUCAUGUACUAUGACAACUUUACCUCCUGCACAGAACUUGAAACCAAUAUCGUGGGCUGUUUUUGGCCCAACCCCCUAGCUGAAGGCUUCAUCACAGACAUACACAGACGAUUCUUUUCAAACUGCACUUCAGACAAAGUCCACUGGGAAGACCCUCCGGAUGAAAUUCUCAUCCCGCUGAUUCUAAUCCCCGUCUUGUUGACGGUGGGCAUGGCAAGCAUGGUGGUGUGGUGCAGUAAGCGCAGUGACAUCCUGGUAUAGAUCUCUCUUCCCCCUCCUUCCCGGUAUGACUUUACUCACUUUUUUCGGGACAGAGAGCAUGAGUCAAGCAUCGGGAAUCACCAUUGAAUUACUACUUUGACCUAGAGCCUCAGUCUGGCAAGAGGCAACCUUUUGAGGGACUGAGAAAUCUAGAUGAUGAAUUUCCAUUUCCCAUUUCUGUGGGAGAGAGUAUUCUACACUGGUGCCACAAAGUCAUAAGGUCUCUUCGUGCUAUAACCCUCCUGAUGUGGGUGACUGGAGAGGACAUUCCCUUGUGGUUGGUGGAAUGUAGAAGAGCAGUGCAGCCUUCCUGGUAGACAAGACCAAAAGUCCACCUCAGAGCCAACAUUCGAAGUUUGAAAAAUGCUACUGGAUACUGGUUAUCAGUUAUCCGGUUUACAGUUUUCUGAGAUUCCGUUUAUGGCGUGGACCACUUCCAAAGUUACUGCCCUCUCACCCAAUUGAGGUUUCAUUUGGAAGUUUCGAUGAGGAUGGUUAUCGUCAAACUUUUCCCAGAAGCACUCAGAACAGACAAGGAUCCAAGACAGGAACUGCUUUUUAGGACGCAGGACCAUCAUCAGCAGAUGUGGGAGCAGAGACAGUGGCAUGUUAAAAAUAACUUGUGGCAUGCCCUUUGACGAUGACUUAUUAGAGUUGGAAGAUUUGGGACAAGCUGACAGGAAAGAUGCAGACCUUUUUUUUCUCCAGAGCUGGGAAAGAAUGAGAAGAAAUGAGCUGGCUGACUUGACCGAAGAAUGGUGAAGGAACUGUCAGAUAUGUCAGAUACCAUCUGCCGUUCUUUAAUUAUUGUUAUUAUUUUUAUUAUUAUUGAAAGUGGCUGCUGAUAUCAUCUCCUGCCCAACCUCUGCACAAGGAGAGGUUCUGGCACACAGUGUGCUGUAAAUAAAUUUUAAAAAGAUACUAAAAAACAGGGUGGCCUUUCAAAAUUUACUGAUGUUUUUCACUUCAAAAGAUUUAAAACCAGAUGUCAUGACAAUAAAGUCAUUACGAAUAUAAGGAAGGAAUCUUCUGUUUAUGUUAGAGAGAAAGAUACAGAGAACAGUGAUGAAUCAAGUCUUUUUAAACAUGAGAACAAAUUAUGUCUGAAUGUUGCCUUGGACAUUUGGGUUUGGUAUGCUUACUGGAAAUCUGUUUUCUCUGUUUCUGUAGUUGGGCUUUGAUUGCCACUUGAUACAUUCUCCAAGACUUCCAUUCUAGACUUGUCAAGAGCGUCCCUUUUCAAUUAACUCUGUUUUCAUUCGUCAUGCAAUCCAAAAAGCAUGCUAACAUUGCUUUCUCUUCUCUGUUCUCAUUGUCUUCUGAUCUGCUCUCAGUGGAGGAUAAACUUGAUUUGUGAUG
Tachyglossus aculeatus (Australian echidna) is the source of this 1831-nucleotide messenger RNA. RefSeq names its product receptor activity modifying protein 3 (gene RAMP3). The coding region runs from base 32 to 472 and encodes 146 amino acids. Lineage: Eukaryota; Metazoa; Chordata; Mammalia; Monotremata; Tachyglossidae. The transcript has 3 exons. The record is from RefSeq and is a predicted model, not a curated record. Gene Ontology annotation, molecular function: coreceptor activity. Gene Ontology annotation, cellular component: cell surface; membrane; signaling receptor complex. Gene Ontology annotation, biological process: intracellular protein transport; receptor internalization; regulation of G protein-coupled receptor signaling pathway.